AUGAAGACCGCCCUCCGUCAAGGAGGCGCAGCUGCCUUGAACAUCUAUACCGUUGGUUUCAGGUCAACUGCCACUGAUGGUCUCCUGGGGUAUGCUACCUUCCCUUCGAGCUAUUCCAGUGCACCCAGGGAUGACGGUGUUGUUGCUCUCUACUCCUCCCUUCCCGGAGGCACCAAGACUAACUUCAACCUUGGCCGUACAAUCACUCAUGAGGUUGGUCACUGGGUUGGUCUCUACCACACCUUCCAAGGCGGAUGCUCCGGCUCUGGCGACCAAGUCUCCGAUACCCCUGCUGAAGCUUCCUACGCAACUGGCUGCCCUAUUGGCCGUGACACUUGCUCAAGCGCUGGUGUCGACCCCAUCCAUAACUUCAUGGACUACACGGACGAUUCCUGCAUGUCGGAAUUCACCACCGGCCAGACCACCCGCCUCGCUUCACAACUCGCCACCUACCGCGGCAUCUAA
Cyclocybe aegerita is the source of this 465-nucleotide messenger RNA. The record is from the annotation of a GenBank genome assembly. Lineage: Eukaryota; Fungi; Basidiomycota; Agaricomycetes; Agaricales; Hemipholiotaceae.